AUGUCAACCUGUUCAGAUGAUUUAUGUAUAAUUUAUACUGAACAUAUUUUAAAAUGGAUUGAAGAUCUUGAAAGGGUGGGUUUAUUCGGAAAAAUGUUCCGGGAAGAGAUUUAUUGCUACAAUUAAUUUCUAGAAUAGUGACUUUCCAAACAAAAUGUUUUCUUUUUUUUUUAAAUUGAAUAGUGAUUUUCCAGGUUCCUGAAAUGCAAGAUAAAUUCUCAAAACUGAUGGUUAAAGUUUGGAAGUUGGACAAGAAAACAAAUAAACACGAGAAUGAAUUUUAUUAUUUUUUCACUGGUUUAAAACGGCGAAUCGAAGAAGGAAAAAGUAUCGAGGUCUGAUUCCCAAAUUCAUUUUAAAAAAUCAAGACAAAUCUUCUUUCCAGUUGCGCACUAAACAUUUCCAACACAAAAACAUUUCAUACCAUACAUUCCUUCAAGAAGUAAUGAAAAAAAACAAUGAAGUUGUCGAAUUUUUUAAUCAAAAAUUGUUGGAACAUAAUCUUCCACAUGAUUUGCAAAAUGUGGUUGUUCCAGCAAUCAUCGAAUUCCUCACAGAAGAAGUUCAUCCGGUCGAAUUGUGCAGGUUGAUCCAAAGUUUGGUAGAAGAUGUAGAACGACUCUUAACUGUAAGGUCUACCUCUGAUUCUGAAUUUUGUAAUUUCUAAUGUACAAUUCAGGAUCAUGAAUUCCGCAAAGAUUUUCCAAAAAAAUACAUACAUGGGGAAAGUUAUUUUGACAAUUAUAUCCUGUUUCUUUUCAACAUCACACCCAGAAUGUGCACGAAGUGUGGAUAUUGA
Caenorhabditis angaria is the source of this 799-nucleotide messenger RNA. Lineage: Eukaryota; Metazoa; Nematoda; Chromadorea; Rhabditida; Rhabditidae. The record is from the annotation of a GenBank genome assembly.